AUGUUGGAUCAAUUGAGUAAUUUUAGCGACCGUAGUGAAGCAACUGAUCGGAAUGUUGAAGAAAUUAUAAAAGAAGCAGAAGAAAUUAUUGACAAAUCAUCUGGCAUUAAGUUAAACGAAAUUAGAAUAUUAAACAGUCCUAAAAAGGAAAUACCUGAUGCAAACAAAGAAAUAAAAUUACUACAGAGUAAUGAUAUUGUAGUUAAUGAAGAAAAAGAUUAUCAUGUUAGUCAAGAGUCACCAAAAAAUGAGGCUCUACCUGUCAAAGGUUCAGACAAUAAGUUAAAAGAAAACAACAGUGAUAAUAAUCCUGCCAUACCUCAAAAUUUAUCUGAAUCUGAUGAUUCCAAACAUAAUUCUAACUUAUUAAGUUCAUCGGGAAGCUCGAUAAAUCACAUUAAACUAACAAUUGAUUCGUUAAAACAGUUUUCAAAUUUGGUUGAACAACAAUUUAAUAAUGCAUCUAAAGCUGAAAAUUCCAACAAAACAAAAUCUGAGGGCUAUAAGGACACAGACCAAGUUUUGAAAAGCCCUAGUUUUUCUUGUUUUGAUAGUUGUUCGAGUAGCAAAUCAUUACCUAGCUACAAUGUUAAAAAAAAUUCCAAAAAAAAAAUCACAUGUAAAGCUAAUGAAAACAGAACUUACAACAGCAACAAACCUACAACUAAAGCUCUUAAUUGUUUCGAAAGAUUAUAUCAAGACAGGCCAUUAAGACUAUCUAAUGUUGAUAAAAAAAAUAAAGUUGAUUUGAAAAAUUCAAAAAAACCAAAUAGUAAAAAGAGUGAAGUUAAUCUUAAAGAUAGUAGUGAAACACUUGUAGGGAAAAAGUUAAGUUUGCAUCCUGUGACUAAGAAAAAAACUGAAAACAAAUGUCAAAGAGAAAAAAUAAAAAUCGAUGUCGAGUCUGAAAUAAUUAAUUUAGAUAUUUUCGAUGAUUUAAAUGGUGAAGAAUGUUUAAAUAAUGACAAUGAAAUUCAAGCAUAUACGUGGGGAUUGUAA
Molecule: messenger RNA, 999 nt
Organism: Pediculus humanus corporis (human body louse)
Lineage: Eukaryota; Metazoa; Arthropoda; Insecta; Psocodea; Pediculidae
Exons: 2
Coding region: 1-999 (332 amino acids)
Source: RefSeq, a predicted model, not a curated record